AUGAUAAUAAUUCUAGGUCUGUUGAUUUUAUGUGUGUAAGGGUAGAAUGAAGUGAAGGUUUCAUUUAAUGAGCUUGAAUCUCCAAUAUCUAAUAUAUAUUGGUGUGGAUCAUCUGUUGUAUUUACAAAGGAUGAUGAAACAAUUGAAUAAACUCAUUAGGAGAGCAGAAAAGUGUUGUUCAUUCUUACAGAUAAGGGGAGAAUAUGGAGAUCAGCAGAUUACGGUACAACUUGGUUGGAUGAAACAAAGAGUUGGGAAAAGAUGGAACCAGAAAAUAAAUAAUUACAAUUCGAAAGUAUUCAUAUUUCACCAGCUGAUUCAAGGGUUAUAUUCUUUUUUGGUUCAAAUGGUAUUAGUUAUAAAUCUAAGAAUUGCGGAAGAACUUAUACAAGGUUCACACAUUCAGAAGAUCUUUAUGAUUUCAAAUUGAAUAAGAUGGAUCCAUAAUGGAUUAUGUCUUUUAAAGAUAAACCCUGUGGCAAAAACGAUAUUAAUUGUAAGGACUUUUACAAGAAGUCAAUUUAUGUGACUGAGGAUGGAGGUGAAACUUGGAAGUCAGCAUUAAAUUAUGUUAGAGAUGCAGCUUGGGAUAAGCUCUUACAAUAUCAACUAAUUCCUGAUUAAAGGAUAAUAGUGUGUCAUAUGAAGGAAGGCAAAUCUGUUAUUUCCUACUCUGAUGACUAUUUUGCUACUGUCUAAACUAUGCAAGAAAAUGCUUUGGGGUUCUUCCAAACAUCUCAUUAUAUUUUUGUUCUUACUACAGGCGAAGAUGGAGAAACUGGAUAUGAAUUGCUAAUUGCUCCGGCUUAUUUAGACAAAUUCUAACCCUAACCUGUAUAAUUACCAAUCCCUUUGAAUUAACAUACGUUUACAAUCCUUGACACUUCAGAAGGAUAGAUAUUUUUGUCUGUUUCUCAUAAAGAAGAAAAUCAAAGAUUAACUAAUGUAUACGUAAGUGAUUUUAGAGGAUUUAAAUUCACUCUAUCUUUGUUACAUAAUGUGAGAUCGCUUGAUACUGGAAAUUGUGACUUCGAGAGAAUGCUAGGCAUGGAAGGAGUUUAUGUUGCCAACGUGUUUGAUCAUCAAGAAGUAGAGAAAUCAAAAUCUAGAAGUUCUAUCACUCCUGCCACCUUAGAAUUAUACAAAAAAACUUUCAUCUCUUAUGAUAGAGGAGGUUAAUGGCAUCCAUUAAAAGCUCCAGAAAUCGAUUCAAAAGGAGAUGAAAUUUAAUGUUCUGGAGACUGCUCUUUGCAUCUGAAAGGAAGAACAGAGGCCAAUUAAAAUCCUCUUUAUUCUAGUUAAAAUGCCCCUGGACUUAGUAUUGGUGUUGGAAAUACCGGUUUAUAUUUGACCUAGAAAGAUCACGAAGUCAAUACCUAUCUGACCAGAGAUGGAGGUCAUGAAUGGUUUGAAAUCAGAAAGGGUUCACAUAUGUAUGAAAUUGGAGAUAGAGGGGGUCUCAUUGUUAUGGGACAAGACGAUAAGCCCAUUAAUAAAAUUAUUUAUUCUUGGGAUCAAGGGUUUUCAUGGGAAGAGGUGAAAAUUGGAGAAAGGGAAUUAGAAAUUCAAAACAUAGUCACAGAACCUUCAAACAUGGAAUAGAAGUUCAUUGUAUAUGGAUAGAGCAGAUCAUAAGAGAAUCAAUUGAAAGGAUAUGUCGUAGCUUUGAAUUUCUAAACACUUCAUUAAAGAGUUUGUUCUGGUGCUUGGGAUCCAACAAUGCCUGAAUCAGAUUAUGAAUUUUGGAUUCCUAAAAACUUUGAAUCUGGUAAAUGUUUAUUUGGUAGAAAAAUCAAAUAUAUCAGAAGAAAGAGAGAAGUCAAGUGUUUCAAUCAAGAGGAAAUUGAUAAAAAGUUCUUUAUCGAAACUUGUCCUUGCAUUGAGGAUGAUUGGGAAUGUGAUUUUGGAUUCUAUAGAAAAAUCGAAGGAGGACCUUGUGUGCCAAUCGCAGAUAAAUUUGAAGAGGAUGACACUCCAGAUUUAUUAAAACCCCCUGCUAAUUGCAAAUAGACUUACAUGAAAACACAAGGCUACAGAAAGGUUUCUGGAGAUUAUUGCUAAGGUGGAAUUGAUCUUUCACCAGUCGAAACUCCUUGUCCCAAUACCUAAGCAAAUACUACUUAAUUCAAUAAUACUGAAAUCCAAGAUAUUGAUAUCAAAUAACCCAAAAUUAGUAAAAUAUCAAUUAAAGACCCUCAAACUUAAUAACCAAAUACUACAAAACAAAAUUCGUAUUUAUGGUAUCUUUUAGCCUUUUUAGGUGUCCUUUUAGUCAGUCAUUUCUUAAAGGAUAAGAUUUUGAAACUGUUUAGUAGUAAACCACCAAAGAAGUUCUCAUCUUAUAUGGAAAAAGGAAAUUAUGAAUAGCUUAAAUUAUUUAGUGGAAACGAUGAUGAUGAUGAAGCUGGACUUUGAUUUUGUAUUUUUAUAUAUUCAUUUGGGUUGAAAAUAUUUAAUUAAAAACAA
Molecule: messenger RNA, 2466 nt
Organism: Paramecium tetraurelia
Lineage: Eukaryota; Ciliophora; Oligohymenophorea; Peniculida; Parameciidae
Exons: 3
Biological process (GO): post-Golgi vesicle-mediated transport
Cellular component (GO): membrane; Golgi apparatus
Molecular function (GO): protein binding
Source: RefSeq, a predicted model, not a curated record